GUAAUUUACCAGAAAUCGAAUCUGAAGGGCAUCAACACUUCUGUUGGUCUUCUACCGCUUGUCCAUUUCGGGGUCGGAGGGAGUCGAUAAGCAAUAAGUAAACAGCCUCGACAUUUUCCUCAGAGGCAAAACUUUUUUUUUUUUUUUCUAAUUUUGUUGUUCUCAGAUUCAACACAAUGAAUUUGAUUUCCUGGUUUACUUUGGUCGCGCAAAUUCACAGCGUUGCGCCUGUGAUUCACACACUGAAUUAUUUCCACACUGCAUCCUCUCAAAUUCCAAACUUUCCAAAGUUUGUGAGUGUUGGUUAUGUUGAUGGAGUUCAGAUUUCUCACUAUGACAGCAACAGCAGGAAAACUGAAGCCAAACAGGACUGGAUGAGCAAAAUCACAGCAGAGGAUCCAAAAUACUGGGAGAGAGAAACAGAGAUCAAUUUUGGUGACGAAUAUGUCUACAAAAACGACAUUGAAAUUCUUAAGAAGCGUUUCAACCAAACUGAAGGUGUUCACAUUGUCCAGAAGAUGACUGGAUGUGAAUGGAAUGAUGAGACUGAUGAAGUCAAAGGUUGGUAUCAGUUAAGUUAUGAUGGAGAAGAUUUCAUAUCGUUGGACAUGAAGACAUGGACAUGGGCCGCAUCAACACAACAAGCUUUCCCCUCCAAACGCAAGUGGGACCAGGACAAACUUCUACUAGACUACAUGAAGUAUUACUACACUGAGCAAUGUCCUUCUUACUUGAAGAAGUAUGUGAACUAUGGGAAGGAGGUCCUAAUGAGAACAGAGCUUCCAGAGGUGUUCCUCCUCCAGAAGACGCCGUCCUCUCCGGUCAGCUGCAUGGCGACAGGUUUCUACCCCGAGGCUGCCGUCCUGUUUUGGAGGAAAGACGGCGAGCAGAUGUUCGAGGACGUGGAGCACGGAGAGAUACUCCCCAACCCCGACGGAACCUUCCAGAUGUCGGUGCACCUGAAAGUGGAGGUGACGGCCGACGUGGAGGGCAAGUACGAAUGUGUAUUUAAGCUGUCUGGCGUCAAGGAGGACUUGGUCACCAAGCUGGAGAGAAGAAGCAUCCUGAGCAACGCAAGCCAUGAAGACAACUUGAGCGUUGCUCUCGCUGCCACGGCGGCGAAUGUUGCUGUGGCGGCCGUCCUGGUGGCCAUCAUCAUCGUCAUGGUCAGGCGUCACAGAAACAGACAAGCCCACUACGAUCCACCUGCCGACACCCCUGAGUCGUUAAUGGCUGAAGGCUGAGUGAGACGCACACGGAUGCUUCGUGCACUGGAAGACAGAGAGAUGUGUCCAUCGCUGAGGGACGUCAACACACUUUGAGAUCAUGAGAUGGAGAUGUGCUUUGUUCUUCAUCCGACUGCUCCUCACGUUAUACCAUGUAUUCUUCUUUGGAUGUUUGUGAAAAAGUAGAUUUAUAUCCAUCCAUCCAUUUUCUACCACUUGUCCCACUUUAUAUACAGACAUACUUUUAUAUUGCAUUAUUGUUUCUUUCGUUAAUAUUACAGUCAGUUCUGCAAAAAGGGAAUCCCUAGCAACGCACAGUUUAUGGAUAGGGACCCCGCAGUUAAAAUAUACAUCAUCAAUAAUAUACAAAAUACAGUACAAUACAAUUCAUUUCAAAAUCUACCCACCCAAUAUCCAUUUACAAUUUCAUACCAACCUACUAUACCAGGUUUGCAUUUACAGAGAGGGAAGCUUUUAAUCCACUGAAUCAGUCUCGAUAUCUAAUUAUUCAGAUUUUUUUACAAGGUUGCAUCUUGAAUAUUUGCGAUAAUCAUACCAUACAUCAGUGGUCAAGACCAGAAAUAUGCGACCAAUGUGAAAUCCUCAGCCAUGAGGGGUGUGUUGAAUAUACUAAGCAUACUAUAGCAAUAGAUUUAGCUUGAAACGCUUUUUAAAAAUGUUUAAAGAAUGUGAUUCUUUUACAGAGCUGUCAAUCUCAUUGCAGAUCACCGGGCUUCUACAGGAUAUACUAAAGCUGGUACACUUUAGGCUUACUUCUGGUGUUAUGUCUAUGAGAAGGAGUGGUUCUGGAAUGAGCUGGCAGAGUCUAGAAUUUAAUCCAUGUACAAGCACUGUGGAAUUUCUUACUUUAACUAAGUUUCGGUAGCUUGUAUCCAUAAAAAAUGAGGAUUUGAGAGAACAUUAAACUAUGCUCAUUGUACAAAAGACUGUCUCUGUAACACUUGUUUAGCAGAUAACACGUACGACUUUCUUGUGAAGACCAUCCAGUUUUUUAAGAUGACUGUGCUACAUGUUACACCAUACGACAUUGCAAUAGUUUAAAUGUGGUUCAAAUAAAGUCCGAUACAGAAUUAGGAAGAAAGUUCCUAAAUUUUGAGAGUAGACCAACAUAUUUAGAUAAUUAAUUAAUUAAAUAUUCAAUGUGUUUUUUAAAAUGUAAAAAUCCAUCUAUGUAUACUCCAAGGAAUUUAGUGCUCUCAACUCUCUCAAUUGCUUUACCAUUUGUUUCAAUCAGUAUCUUACCAAUUUUUGACGAGUUCUAUUUGAAUGAAACACAAUAAAAUGUGUUUUAUUUAUAUUUGAGGAUCAUUUAUUACAUUUGAACCAAUUAUCUACUUUAACUAAUUCACUAUUGACAAUAGUUUGAAGGCUGUCAGGAUUUCUUUGUACAUAAAUAAAUUGGUGUCAUCGGAAAAAAUUCCUUUGUGAAGAAUAAUUGAUGAGUUCACAAAGUCAUUUAUAUAUAAUAUAAAAAAGUGGUCCCAAUAUGGAGUCUUGUGGAACACCACGUUAUCAUUUUACUUGGAGAUUUGUUGUUAUUUAUUUGCACAUAUUGCUCCCUUUCAUAUAAAUAACUUCUGAACCAAACGAGUGCAACCCCUCUGACACCAUAAUGUUGCAAUUUACUCAAUACAAUUUCAAAAUCAAUGGAAUCAAAUGAUUUUGAUAAAUCAAAUAAAACACUGAUUCCACACUCAAUUACAUCAAGGGUUGCCAUACAGGUGGUUUUCUUUUUCAUGUUGGGAUGGGAUGAGUAUAUUUAGUUUCUCCAAGUAGCCGCUUGAAAAUAAGACGUUUGGAUCAAACAUUGGUUGCUAUGAAAUCAUUCGGGUGUUGUUUGGAUCAAACAUUGUUUGCUAUGAAAUCAUUCGGGGUUGACAUCAUGACAGGGAUUUCCUUUUUCUUUGAAUCACUGCUGCUUAUGAUCAAUAUCACAUUGUUAUCUCUGUCAAUAAAUCUGUUUGU
This is a messenger RNA of Entelurus aequoreus (snake pipefish), 3212 nucleotides long. Its product is annotated as class I histocompatibility antigen, F10 alpha chain-like. The record is from RefSeq and is a predicted model, not a curated record. The transcript is spliced from 8 exons. Gene Ontology annotation, cellular component: external side of plasma membrane. Lineage: Eukaryota; Metazoa; Chordata; Actinopteri; Syngnathiformes; Syngnathidae. The coding region runs from base 177 to 1244 and encodes 355 amino acids. Gene Ontology annotation, biological process: immune response.